AUGGCGAGGACUGACUGCAGAGAUGAGUCCACUGCCUGGCCCUCACUCCACAGUAACUGUUUUUCUUUCCCUUUCGUAUCCUGUGGGUCUGCAGCGCUAAAAGCCGCAUUGGUCAUCCAGAACUGGUACCGAGGUCAUAGUGCUCAGCUGAAGACCAGACAACGCUAUGCCCUCACCAUCUUCCAGUCCAUCGAAUAUGCUGAUGAACAAGGCCAAUUGGAGCUAUCGAACUUCUUCUCCUUCAUGUUGGAAAACUAUACACGUCUACUUGAGGAAGAUUCAGAAUUAGUAACUCACCUUUUUGACAGCAACAUCCAGGACAAGGAUAGACAGGACUAUUGGGUGUUGAUAGAUGUCCCAGACUCCUACUGUGGUCCUCGACUGCAAUUUCCUCUCACUUUUACUGAUAUUGAUUUACUGAUUGAGGCCUUCAAGCAACAACAGAUACUUCAUGCUUAUUAUGUCUUAGAGGUGCUCUUUGAAACCAAGAAGCUCCUGCAGCAAAUGCCGAAUUUCACUCACAUAAAAACUUCUCCCUCCAAAGAGAUAACAAUCUGUGGUGAUUUGCAUGGGAAACUGGAUGAUCUUUUUUUGAUCUACUGUAAGAAUGGUCUCCCCUCAGUGAGCAACCCAUAUGUUUUUAAUGGUGAUUUUGUGGAUCGAGGAAAAAAUUCCAUGGAGAUCCUAAUGAUCCUGUUUGUGAGUUUUCUGGUCUACCCCAAUGACCUGCACCUGAACAGAGGCAACCAUGAAGAUUUUAUGAUGAAUAUGAGGUAUGGCUUCACAAAUGAAGUUUUGCAUAAAUAUAAGCUACAUGGGAAAAAGAUCUUACAAGUCUUGGAAGACAUCUAUACCUGGCUCCCAAUUGGUACAAUCAUUGACAAUGAAAUCCUGGUCAUACACGGAGGGAUAUCAGAGUCCACAGACUUGAAUUUACUCCACCGUAUAGAAAGAAACAAAUUGAAAUCUGUGCUGAUGCCACCAAUUCCAAUAGAUGGAGACCAUGCUACUGAGAAGGGAAAUAAAGUAGGUACAACCAUUACAGCUCGGGGAAUCAGAACAAAUGGAUCCCUUUCUGAACAAUUAACAAAGCAUGAAUGGGAACAGGUUAUCGACAUUCUGUGGAGUGAUCCGAGAGGCAAAAGAGGCUGUUACCCAAAUACAGGUCGAGGAGGGGGCUGCUAUUUUGGACCAGACAUUACCUCCAAGAUUCUUAAUAAAUACCAGUUGAAGAUGCUCAUUAGGUCUCAUGAAUGUAAGCCCGAAGGGUAUGAAAUUUGCCAUGAUGGGAAGGUUAUUACUGUAUUUUCUGCAUCUAAUUAUUAUGAAGAAGGUAGCAAUCGAGGAGCUUACAUCAGAGUGAGUUCUGGUACGCCCCCCCGAUUUUUCCAGUACCAAGUAACUAGGGCAACAUGCUUGAGGCCUCUUUACCAAAGGAUGAAUGCUGUUGAAAGUAGAGCCAUCAGGAUGUUAAAAGAGAGAAUGAUUUCACAAAAAACUGACCUCAUUCGUGUUUUCCAACUUCAAGACAGCAGUAAAUCAGGAAAACUUUCUGUGGGCCAGUGGGCUUUUUCCAUGGAGAACGUUUUGGGGCUGAACUUGCCAUGGAGAUCCCUGAGUUCACAUCUGGUAACCACAGACAAAGAUGGAAAUAUUGACUACAUGUCCAGCUUCCAGGAUAUCCGCAUUCAGAAACCUGUGAAAGAGGUUCAGUCUACUCUGAUUGAAACAGUGUACAGAUACCGAUCUGACCUGCAAAUCAUCUUUAAUGUCAUUGACUCUAAUCACUCAGGCCUGAUCUCCAUGGAAGAAUUUCGUAGCAUAUGGAAACUUUUCAAAAGUCACUACCGUGUCUGUGUUGAUGAUUCCCAGUUAGAUGAGCUCACCGAAAGGAUGGACUUAAACAAAGAUGGAAGCAUUGAUUUUAAUGAGUUUUUAAAGGCUUUCUAUGUAGUGCAUAAAUUUGACAAGUUGAGUAAAUCAGACACCAAGGUUGCUUAACAAGAAUUAGGGCUUUCUCUCCUUGUAAACAGUUGGCCCAAAUCACUGACACAAUCUUUGCCACGACCCUUGAAAUUCAUAGUGAGUAGUAGAGAAAAGUAGACCCCAAUUCACACCAUGAGCAGAUGUAUAAUGUGGGUAUUGGAAGUCCCUAGUAAACUGCUAUUGGUAAGACUAGGUUAAAUGUCAGCUGAUAGGAUUUGGCUCCAGUGGCGGGACUCACACACUGCCAGGUAGUAACUGGAUUUGAGCCUAGUGUUGGUCUCUUGGAUGCCACCUAACCAGGAGACCUGAGCAGUUUGUAAACAUAUUGAAAAGAACCCAUAGAAUACCAGAGGAAAGUUCAACAUCUGUGAGUGGUUGAGGGAUGGGAGGAGGAAUACCAAACUAUUAAAAAUAUUUCCAUCUUUAAACUGUAAUCUUCUUUGGAGAUAUCAUAAACCAGUGAUUUUCAGCUGUGAGGGAACCACCUUCAGGGAUGGGGGCCAUAUCAGAAUCUGCGGGGGAAGCUGUGGGAGUGUAUUGUUUGAAAAAGCGUAUUUUUUUCUUGUCUGUUGGAGAUAGAAAGUGAGUACAUUCAGACUGAGCCCUAUAGUUAAUAUGGUUUGACACCUUCACUGGUAAGAUGGGGCCUUGGUGAUGCAUACGUUGUGCAAUUUAUUCUGCCAUUCUGAUGGCCUAUCAAACAUAAUAAGAGAUUUCUGUUUGAAGGUGAGUAUAUGUUUCAUUUUCUUCUUGAAGUUUGAGAACUUUAAGAUCUAUGAAUAUGCCAGGUUAGAUAUCCUGCUACACACACCAGAAAUAAUGGAUCACAUAUAACAAAUAUCUUUUAAAAAUGCAUAGCUGAGCUGGCAAGUAAGUAAAAGAAACCCCAGGGGCAGGGGGGACUUCCCUGGUGGCUCAGUGGAUAAGAAUCUGCCUGCCAGUGCAGGGGACACAGGUUCGAUCCCUGGUCCAAGAAGAUCCCACGUGCCACGGAGCACAUAAGCCCGUGUGCCACAACUACUGAGCCUGUGCUCUAGAGCCCGCUAGCCACAACUACUGAGCCUGUGCGCCACAACUACUGAAGCCUGUGUGCUGCAACUACUGAAGCCUGCGCGCCUAGAGCCCAUGCUCCACAAGAGAAGCCGCCACAAUGAGAAGCCCGUGCACUGCAACAGAGAGUAGCCCCUGCCCACCACAACUAGAGAAAGCCUGUCUGCAGCAAUGAAGACCCAACACAGCCAAAAAUAAAUAAAAUUAAAAAAGAAACCCCAAGGUUAGGAAAAAAGAGAGCUUAAUUAAAAUCAUAGCAAUAUUAACUUUGGACAGGAUAGACUUUAAGGCAAAGAAUAAUAUCAUUAGGUAUAAAAAGGUCAUUACUGAAUGCUAAAAGGAAUGAUUCACCAGGAAGAUGUAAUAGUUUAUAAACUGAUAUGCAUCUAAAAAAUUAGAGCUUUAAAAUUGAUAGUGCAAAAGUUGACAUAACUAAUAGGAGAAAUUGAUAGAGGGAGAUUUUUAAUAUACCUCUGUCAGUAAUUGAGCACGUAAAUAAAAAACUUGUGUAUAGAAAAUUGGACAACCCAGUUAAUCCACCUGAUCAUGCAUGUAUAUGUAUACUCUGCAAUCAGUUUCAGAGAAUACACAUUUCCAAGCACUUAUGGAACAUUUAUAAAAACUGAUCAUGUAUUAGACCACAAAAGAUAUCUCAAAUACUAAGCAAUCAGUUAACAAAGAUGCUACAUUUUCUGGUCAUUGUGCAUAAUUUUCCUGGGGAAAAAUAUAAUUUACUAAUGCUAACUCAAGAACAAUAGGAGGGGCUAAAGAGACACAUAACCAUUAAAGAAUGUGUCGGUUUGGCUAGGCUGAACUACAUUUCUCAGAAUUCCCCUUCUUGUAUGUUUCUGGUUAAGGUGGGCCACAGUGGAGAUUCCUGAGAGAGUUGGAAGGCAAAGAGAAGCGGCAACCAUCGUGUAGCUCCCACACGCUCUUGCUGAGCUGCCGAUUCACCUUGUGGGUGUGAAGCAGCAGCUAGGCCUGCAAUUGCUCUACAGUCCCCUGGCUCCCCUGUUAGCUGCUCCGAUUCCCGGGACCACUGUGUGUGUUUAGCUCCGUGAUGGCCACCCGGGCCAGGUGUGUGUGUUUAGCGCCAUGAUGCGAUUCUCCGGCCAGGUGUGUGUGUUUACCGCC
Messenger RNA from Orcinus orca (killer whale), 4170 nucleotides. RefSeq names its product protein phosphatase with EF-hand domain 1 (gene PPEF1). The transcript has 16 exons. Gene Ontology annotation, biological process: detection of stimulus involved in sensory perception. Gene Ontology annotation, cellular component: cytosol; nucleus. The record is from RefSeq and is a predicted model, not a curated record. NCBI's taxonomy places the organism in Eukaryota, Metazoa, Chordata, Mammalia, Artiodactyla, Delphinidae. Gene Ontology annotation, molecular function: protein serine/threonine phosphatase activity; iron ion binding; manganese ion binding. Bases 1 to 2001 code for a protein of 666 amino acids.